UUUAAGUUAUAAGUGUUCUGAAUGCUCCUCUUAUUGUGCUUAUUUAGGAGGAUUCAGCAUAUAUUUUUAAAGCAAUCUGUUUGUUUUUUAAUAAAUGGGGAAGCAGCAUUAUCUAACGUUUAUAGUGGAGAACUCAGAGCCAGGAGACUUGUGUUUUGUUCACCAUUUUUUACUGACUUACUGUGAUGUAGAAACUUUUAUUCCUGACUUAAAACAAAUACUGUGAAUUUAGUAUUCCUAAAGGCACUGGAUUAACAGCCUAUGUAACUGGAGUCCUUUUAAGAAGUCCAUGUAUUGUGUAUGGAUGGUGUUCAAGCAAGCAUCUAGACACUGCCUAUCAUCAAAGAGGAAAUCUCUGGGAAUUAGAAAUUAGUUCAGUUCUCAGUCUCUGCUAAGACUGCGGACAAAAAUUAAUUAGUGCUAACUAGCUUGGUGUUUUGUUUUUUUUUUUUCCCUAAUAUGACUGUCUCUGAAAAGUGGACUUAUUUCAUGUAAACUAGCGAAGUAGAUGGUAGAACUUAUAGUUAACUUUUUAAUUGCAGCUGAGGUUGAGCUAGAUAUGUUUCAUCAUUCUAGAAGUGAAAACAACUAUAUUCCAUUACCAUUCCCUCAAAGCAUCCAGUUUCCCUAAAUUUAUCUAUUAUGUUGCAGAUUUAUUUCACGAGUUGACUCCAAAUUUUGUUAUACUCAAAAUGCUUAAACUGAAUGUAUUUCAGCUCCACUUAUUAAAAGAGGAGCAGCUUGAUUUUCAGAGAGUCUAGGUAUAUAUGGUUUAGGACAAACUUGUUGAUUUUUGGUUUCAGUUCUAUGUGCUUAGCCCCUCUCAGAAUCAGGCUGAGGAUGUUUGUUGGUUUAGAAAUACUUUUAAUAUUUUAGUUAUUACAAUAAUGUUGCCUGCUAGAGCAGGGAUUUAGAAUUUUUAACAGAUAUAGUUAAAAGUAAAUUGUAUAUUAAGAGAUAAGAUACAAUAUACAUCAAUAUACACUAUAUGAAUGUUUCACUUUAUCCCUCACUGAAAAUAUUUAUUUAUUUAUACAUUUUAUAAUGAAGUAUUUUUUUAACAGGGUCUUUGUUUCAUUGGCAUUGGUGCUCUGAUAAAGCAAGAAAGCAAUCAACCUCUGAAAUAUUAUAUUAGUUCUUAGAAUUAUAUCAACAGAGACACAAGGACAUUUGAUCAUUUUCAUUACUCCAUACCUUGAAUAUUUUGAAACUUUUUAAAGAAAAGUCAUGUAAUUGAUUAUUCCACUGUUCCUGAUAGGAGGAGGCCUCCACUUUUGAACAAUCUUUAAAGUAUUAACAUGUUUAUUUGUCUUAUUUGAAUUAAUUUUGUGUAAAAUCUGUAAAUUAAAAAACAGAAAACUAGAUGAUGCUUAAAGUCAUCAUCUUGAAAUCACAUUUACCUCAAAGUUUUAUACCUAUUAUACUUACAAGUAACCCCUUAAAUUAGUGUAAAUUUUUUUAUACUUUUGUUUUAUUUUGUUCAUCUAACAGCACUUUGCGUAGUCAGUUUCAUUCUUCUCCUGUAUAGUCAGUUUCCGAUACCACAAAGAUUUACAAAUGGAAUUACUCACUUUGGUAGAACAAAUCAUGUCCAGAAAUCUUUGCAAGAUUGAGGACUUAAUUGGAAAAACAUCAACAAUGGAACAGAAAAUCCUGUGAUUUUUUUUAAAGGAUUUUUUUCAUGAAAAGAACCAGGUCAUUAAAGAUGCUUUAUCAGAAAAUUAGUCCGUUUCAGGAUAUUAUAAAAUAGUCAGAUUCAAAAUAUUUAAGUUGAUAGCACCCUUUAAUAGACAAAACAUUGGUUGUCUUAGCUCUCCCUUCCUUCCUUUCCUUUAAAAGGUACAUGGAUAGUUGGAUUUAGUUUUAUGUCUGAAACACCAUUCUGAUAUCAUGAGCAUGCUCUAAUAGUACAUGCUAUAGCUGCUUCGUAUAAAAAAAUUGUAUUAACAGCCUGAUACAGGUAAACUUAUUAAUCAAAGGUAUUUGUAGAUUCCUUUCUAGUUUUGCUAUUCUUGGUAUUCAUUUUCUUGUUAUGUUGGAUAUCAUGCAGUCAUCUUGGGUGGGAGGCGGUAAAUGUUAUACAGUACGUUUAUUCAGGACAUCUUUAACAAAUAAGGGCUUGAUCCUGCUCCCACUGAUUUCAGUAAAGCAAGAUCAGCCAUAAAUUCUUUAAAUUAAAAGGAAAAAGGCCCUGAAAGGCUUAAGCUCAUCCAGAAGAAGAGAAACUUAAACUUGGAUCCCUGAAAGCAAUUGUGUCUUUUGCAAACUCCCUUACCAUUUACAACCCAAUCUUUUUUUUUUUUUUUAAAGCUUGACAUAUGCAAAAGAUUAUGUAGCCUCCUAUUAUUUCACAUUUUCUUUUUUAAUCUAUAUUAAAUUACAGAAAUUUAAUUUUGCAAUACUUUACAUUAGUAUUUGUUGAUUUUUAAUGUUAAUCAAUUAGCUGCUUUAUGUCUAUUUAGUUCUGUUUUCAGUAGCUCCAGUAUUGUUCUGACUCAUUCAAAGACUUCUGAGAUUCACAAGUUUCAUCAGUGACACCAAAAAAACCUGCUGCAGUUGAUGGAUGAUGUUGGAGAAAAAUUAGAUCAUAUUGGAAGCACACCUUUAAAAAUCAGCACUGAGGUUUCACACGAUGAUGUUUCUAAAGACGACGGGUUUGGUUCAGAAGUUAUAAAAGUGUAUAUAUUUAAAGCUGAAGCUGAGGAUGACGUGGAAAUAGGAGGAACAGAAAUUGUCACAGAGAGUGACUUCCACAAUGGACAUUCUGUAGCUGGAGUAAUUGAGCAGGGAGGUGUAGGCAGAAUGCAGCGAGAGAAGAUGGUUUACAUGGCUGUUAAGGACUCUUCUCAGGAAGAUGAAGAUAUUAGUUGUGCUGAAAUAGCAGAUGAAGUUUAUAUGGAAGUCAUUGUAGGUGAAGAGGAAGCAACAUCACUUCCUGACACACAACUUGAAGACACCGGUGUGAAUAAAACUUUUGUUCCUGUUGCUUGGGCUGCUGCUUAUGGAGAUGAAAGAAGACUGCCCAGAAGGUAUGAAGACUGUCAAGCAGCAGGAAAUAACUUGGAUACACGAUUAGAAAACAAAAAUGGUAAUGCAGCACAGUACCUGCAAAUCUGUGAUAGCAUUAACACAAAUAGAGCGCUUAAACAAAAAGCCAAGAAGAGGAGGAGGGGAGAAACCAGGCAGUGGCAAACAGCUGUUAUAAUAGGUCCUGAUGGACAGCCCUUAACUGUCUACCCUUGUCACAUAUGUGGGAAAAAAUUUAAAUCCAGAGGAUUCCUGAAAAGGCAUAUGAAGAACCACCCAGAUCAUAUGAUUAAGAAGAAAUACCAGUGUACGGACUGUGACUUUACAACUAACAAAAAAGUAAGUUUCCACAACCAUCUGGAAAGCCAUAAACUUAUAAAUAAAGUUGACAAAACCCAUGAGUUUACAGAAUAUACAAGGAGAUACAGAGAGGCAAGCCCAUUGAGUUCUAAUAAACUGAUAUUGAGGGACAAGGAGCCUAAACUACACAAGUGCAAAUACUGUGACUAUGAGACUGCAGAACAGGGACUGCUGAAUAGACAUCUGCUUGCAGUUCACAGCAAGAAUUUUCCUCAUGUUUGUGUUGAGUGUGGGAAAGGAUUCCGUCAUCCAUCUGAGCUUAAAAAGCAUAUGAGGACCCACACAGGGGAAAAGCCAUACCAGUGUCAGCACUGUGUCUUCAGAUGUGCUGAUCAAUCUAAUCUGAAAACACACAUAAAAACCAAACAUGGGACUGAUUUACCAUUUAAAUGUGAGCAUUGUCCCCAAGCAUUCACAGAUGAAAAAGAACUUCUUCAGCACACAGAGUUAUUUCAAGGACAUAAGACUCAUCAGUGUCCACAUUGUGACCAUAAGAGCACCAACUCAAGCGACCUGAAACGACACAUUAUUUCAGUUCACACGAAGGACUUUCCCCACAAAUGUGAGGUGUGCGAAAAAGGCUUCCAUCGUCCAUCUGAGCUCAAAAAGCAUAGUGAAACCCACAAAGGUAAAAAGAUACAUCAGUGUAGGCACUGUGACUUUAAAACUUCAGAUCCUUUUGUACUUAGUGGGCAUAUCCUCUCAGUUCACACCAAGGACCUGCCUUUUAAAUGCAAAAGGUGCAAGAGAGGAUUUAGGCAGCAAAACGAACUUAAGAAGCACAUGAAGACCCACAGUGGAAGAAAAGUGUAUCAGUGCCAGUAUUGUGAAUAUAGCACUACGGAUGCAUCAGGCUUUAAACGGCAUGUAAUAUCAAUACACACAAAAGACUAUCCACACAGGUGUGAAUACUGCAAAAAGGGAUUCCGUAGACCGUCAGAAAAAAAUCAACAUAUAAUGAGGCAUCACAAAGAGGCCAUAAUGUAAUAUAUGAUGUUGAGAAGGAAGCAAUUUAGAAACUGUGAUAUGCUAAUUGGGGAAAAAAAUCUCAUGAACUGUUUCUCCUGGUUUCAAAGCUUGAUAUUAAAUCAUAACUUUACAUUCUUUGUAUUAAAAGUCUUAAAAGUAUUAAGGUUGACAGGGAUCUCAUAGUCCUAUGAUUGUGGCUUAUCAGAACCUAAAGAGCACUAUAGAAUGCAGAAAGAUGGAUGAAUGUCUGAAAGGUUGCAGAAGGAUUGCUGAAUGUCUUCUAUUAAUAGUAUUAUACAUUGUUAAGCUACAGAAGGGAAAAUGAAGACGAUUGUGUUAUCCAUUUCAUCAGUAACAGCAUUUGUCUCCAAUAUGAAAACUGUUCAGUUGUGGUGGGGUUAUUUACAAACUUUUUGUCAAGGCAACCAAUUCAAACUUCUUAUUCAGUUUUGAAAAGAAUAUAAGUCAAUCAGUUGGUCAUUAUGUUUUUAAAUUGUGCCUGGAAAUUGUAUUCCAGAAUCCGUCAAAUUUGGGGGUUUCUCCCCCCCCCCUUUUUUUUUUUUUAACAUUUCAUUGGGAAACCUUUUUGUUUCCUUUAUUAGUCUAGGUUCAGUGAGUAAUUUUUUAAAACUAUUUUCAGAGCUGCUAACCUAUUUUAUGGCAGGAUACGAUGUUAAAAAUAUUGCAUUAUGUUAUGAGCUCAAAGGUGGUGUUCCGGUGCUAGGGUUAAAAAUAUGUAUGUAUAUAAUUUCCCUUUUUUAUCUGAAACUGCAGUUGAAUGUUCAGUAUGGCACAUGACAAAUACCUUUGAAUCUGUCAUUUUUUUAAAAGGAAAAAAUGAAUGCAGCUGAUAGUGUUGUCUCAACACUGUUUUGUUUUGUUUUUUCUUGCUACUUUAAGAUCUUCUCUAAAAAGAGUAUUAAAAAAGAUUCAAAGAACACAAUAGUUUUUUUGAAUUAAAAUACAAAAUACUUAGAGGUUCUUUAGGGCAGUAUUUAUAACAGGUAUGGCUAGUCUAGUCCUACCUGCUAAUAUAAAAUUUUCAGUAUAGACAUAAAAUUGCACCUUUUAAUCAAUUCUUUAAAAAUCUCUACCAUACUAUAAACAUGCAUUUUCAAUCUGUAAGAAAGUAUAUAUGCAGUAUUUAACCAGAAAAAUAUGCUGCCACUAGAGUUUGGAGGUGGAUCUUCAGUUUACAGUGUAUACAUUUAAAAUAUGCAUCCCUUUAAACAAUGCUUUGUGUUAGCAUGCUGCAAAUCAAAUGGCGCUUAAUAUAACAAGCUGGUCUAGGGCUAUUUAAUGAAAAACCUGUUCAUAAAUGUUAUGCAUAUAAUGUGUACUUUUUUACUUUUAGUUGCUUCAUGUUUGCACACAGCUGUUUACAUGAUAAAUUGUAACUUUACUUCAUGCUAUAUUGUGGCUUUGUGUUUCAGAUAAUGUUCAUAUUUUGUUUUUGCACCAGAUGAGAAUCAGUUCCUUGAGAAUAAAUUUUUUUUAUAUUUCUAAACUUCAGAAAGCUAAAUUGGGAAAUCUCUUAGAAAAAUAAGUGUUUUAUGUGGCUGUAAAAAAUGAUGUACACGCUGUAAAAUAAGAUUGUCACUGUUACGUGGGAUUAUUAUUUCUAAAUGUGUUACUCAUCGUAAUGAGCAUACAAUAAAAUGCAUCUCUUGCACUCCAA
Malaclemys terrapin pileata is the source of this 6034-nucleotide messenger RNA. It is a transcript of the gene ZNF711, whose product is annotated as zinc finger protein 711. NCBI's taxonomy places the organism in Eukaryota, Metazoa, Chordata, Testudines, Emydidae. The transcript has 7 exons. Gene Ontology annotation, cellular component: nucleus; chromosome. The coding region runs from base 2560 to 4374 and encodes 604 amino acids. The record is from RefSeq and is a predicted model, not a curated record. Gene Ontology annotation, biological process: regulation of transcription by RNA polymerase II. Gene Ontology annotation, molecular function: DNA-binding transcription factor activity, RNA polymerase II-specific; metal ion binding; chromatin insulator sequence binding.